GCCUGUCUCCCUGUGUCCUCAGAGGUUUUGUCGCAGCUGCUCGGGAAUCACACGUCAUGAGUGUAAAGUGACGACAUCGUCCUCGUGCUCUGACUCAGCAAUUUCAAACUUGAGCACAUCUGAAGAAGAAGAAGAGGACGACAAGAGCAGUGACAUACACAGUUGAGGCUCACGUGUGAAUGGAAGGAGAUGAUUUCAACACAGAGGCAGUGAUGAACAUCUGUGAUGACCUGAUGGCUGACCAGAGGAUGGACAUCUCUUCUACCAUGACUGACUUCAUGUCUCCAAACUCCACUGAGCUGAUCUCCUCGUCCAUCAGCAGCAGCAGCACCACGGCCAUGGACUUCACCAGGAAGAGGAAGGGCAGCUCCACUGACUACCAGAUUGAUGGAUUCUCUUUUGAUGACAUGGAUCCAGACAAAGACAAACUGGGCAGUGACCAACAGGGCCGGAUCAAGAACGCCAGAGAGGCUCACAGUCAGAUCGAGAAACGGCGUCGGGACAAGAUGAACAGCUUCAUCGACGAGCUGGCGUCGCUGGUGCCCACCUGCAACGCCAUGUCCCGGAAACUGGACAAACUGACGGUGCUGCGUAUGGCAGUGCAGCACAUGAAGACGCUCCGAGGAGCAGCUAAUCCGUACACUGAGGCCAACUACAAACCUUCCUUCCUGUCAGACGAUGAACUCAAGCACCUGAUACUGAGGGCUGCUGAUGGCUUCCUGUUUGUGGUUGGAUGUGACCGUGGAAAAAUUCUCUUUGUCUCUGAAUCAGUCUACAAGAUCCUCAACUACAGCCAGAACGACCUGAUUGGCCAGAGCCUUUUUGACUACCUUCACCCCAAGGACAUCGCCAAGGUCAAAGAGCAGCUGUCCUCCUCCGACACGGCGCCCCGUGAGAGGCUCAUUGACGCUAAAACUGGUCUUCCAGUGAAGACAGACAUCACCCCGGGUCCGUCUCGUCUCUGUUCUGGAGCCAGACGCUCGUUUUUCUGCAGGAUGAAGUGCAACAGACCUUCAGUCAAAGUAGAAGACAAAGACUUUCCCUCCACUUGCUCAAAGAAGAAAGCUGACCGUAAGAGCUUCUGCACCAUCCACAGCACAGGUUACCUGAAGAGUUGGCCUCCCACUAAAAUGGGUCUGGACGAGGACAACGAGCCUGAUAACGAAGGCUGUAACCUGAGCUGCCUGGUGGCCAUCGGCCGCCUGCACCCCCACAUCGUCCCCCAGCCCAGCCUGGCUGACAUCAGGGUCAAAGCCACAGAGUAUGUGUCCCGACACGCCAUCGACGGCAAGUUCGUCUUUGUGGACCAGAGAGCCACAGCCAUCCUGGCCUACCUGCCUCAGGAGCUGCUGGGAACGUCCUUCUAUGAGUAUUUCCACCAGGACGACAUUGCUCACCUGGCUGAGUGUCACAGACAAGUGCUGCAGAUGAGAGAGAAGAUCAACACCAACUGUUACAAGUUCAAGAUUAAAGACGGUUCUUUCAUCACACUGAGGAGCCGCUGGUUCAGCUUCAUGAACCCGUGGACCAAAGAGGUGGAGUACAUCGUCUCCACCAACACUGUGGUGUCGUGUCCAAUGAUGGAAGGAUCAGAUUAUCCUCAAUCUGCUGCUUCACCUCAGAGCAUGGACAGUGUUCUCACCUCAGAGGGUGGUGGGAGGCGGGCUCUGCAGACGGUGCCAGGAAUCCCAGGCGGCACGAGAGCAGGAGCUGGGAAGAUCGGACGCAUGAUCGCGGAGGAGGUGAUGGAGAUCCAGAGGAUCAGAGGCUCCUCCCCCUCCAGUUGUGGCUCCAGUCCUCUGAACAUCACCAGCACACCUCCACCUGACACCUGCUCACCAGGGGGCAAGAAGAUUCAGAAUGGAGGAACACCUGAGCUGCCGAGCACUGGAAUCAUCCCUGGACCUGAUUCUGUUGGGUAUCCAUACUCAAACCAGUCCAUCAUGAGCGAUAACUCUCACCUGAGCAUCGACAUCAUGGACGAGCCUGGCUCCAGUAGCCCGAGCAACGACGAGGCGGCCAUGGCAGUCAUCAUGUCUCUGCUGGAGGCCGACGCCGGCCUCGGGGGCCCCGUCGACUUCAGUGACCUGCCCUGGCCUUUGUGAGACAGACAUAGAGAGAGAGAGAAGGGCUGGACUUCUUGUCUGCACUGCAAGUCGUGUUUCCUGCUCACACUGUUUGUCUUCACCGGUGUAAGAGAGAGUGAGUGUGUGUGUGCAGCUUCUCUGUCGUUGCCAUGGUGACAGACUCUGACAGGAUUGAAAAACACUUUCAAAGUGAAAAAUCUAAAAGUAAGGAUCAGUGUGGGCGGAGACUGUCCAGGGGUAGGGGCUAAAGAUACUCCAGAAAUUCUCCUGUCAGCUCCCAGUCCCACCUCCUUUCAGCUCUGCUCCACACCCUCACCUGGAUGUUCCCCUGAUAACCUCCUGCUGCAUCCACUCUGCCCCGCCCUCUCUGGCUGUGGCGGCGCGUGUCUUCGCCCCCUACAGACGUUACAUUUAAACUACAGAAGAAAACAAACACCCCGACUUGGGGUGGGUGGGGCCAACUGGUUAUAUGAUGAGGUCACAUCUUGUCAUGCUCCUCCUCCUGUUUGUACUUGCCCCGCCCCCUGCCUGUGUGGAAAGAAGACAAUAAUGAACAAAGUGUUGUUUUUAAAAGAAAGAAAAUCUGUGUUAUAAUUUAGUUUGACUUCCAUGACGGGUCAACGGUCUAUGAUGACACACAUUCGCAUGUAUUAUUUUAAUACCAGCUUCAGUUAAAUCAUUUCAUUUAUUGAUUGUCGAGUUUAGGUUUGUGUGAUUUUUCAGCUUCUUGAAUGUGAAUAUUUCCUCAUUUCUUUGUUCCAUAAAAACAAAGAAAUCAUUCAAACUCAAUCAUGACGUUAGACAAAAGUUUGACAAACACUGAUCAACUAUCACUGCAGCUGUCAUUCAGUGGUAUAGAUUUCAAUCAUGUGGAACCUGAACACACUUUAAAUGUAGAUAUGUUACAUUUAACUUUAAUGGUUUUCAAAGAACACACACACACGUGUAAAACUAACAAACAUGGAAUAUAAUAUUUUCAAAUCAAAUAUUUUUUCUUUGUCUUGUCGACAUCACUCUUUCCUCACAGGCAGACACACGCACGCAGUCAGGUUGGCUCCAGGCCUCCCGGGGGCAGCAGCUGACAUCUCUUCUGUAUCUGUUGUGGGGUUUUUCUGUUUCAAUGUUUCCAUUCUACACACUACAAUACAGUGUUUCCCUUGUUGAUAACCCCCACACACACCGGAUAAUGUAUCUAAUCUUUAAAUAUUAUCAUGCUAAGAGUAAACUUUAUGCAUAUAUAUAUAUAUAUAUAUAUGAGUAUGACGAGUGUUCUGUAUCAGCAGUGAAAUAUUUUUAAAAUAAAUGCCUUUCUGUCAUUGUGA
Solea senegalensis (Senegalese sole) is the source of this 3409-nucleotide messenger RNA. RefSeq names its product aryl hydrocarbon receptor nuclear translocator-like protein 1. The transcript has 19 exons. Gene Ontology annotation, molecular function: RNA polymerase II cis-regulatory region sequence-specific DNA binding; protein dimerization activity; DNA-binding transcription factor activity, RNA polymerase II-specific. Gene Ontology annotation, biological process: regulation of transcription by RNA polymerase II; circadian rhythm. Gene Ontology annotation, cellular component: cytoplasm; nucleus; transcription regulator complex. The coding region runs from base 180 to 2105 and encodes 641 amino acids. The record is from RefSeq and is a predicted model, not a curated record. Lineage: Eukaryota; Metazoa; Chordata; Actinopteri; Pleuronectiformes; Soleidae.